GACGGUGGCGGUGUGCGGGAGCGGGACGGGGCGUCCAGGUCCGGACGCGCUGCGCUGUCGCCAUCGAUCGCACGCGGCACUCGUUGGAAUCUCGCGCGCGGGGGCACCGGCACCAGCACCUUUGCUUCCAUUAGAAGCGCAAAUGUCUGCUCCUUGCUCCGCCUCGUCGCGCCACCCCCCCUGCACGGAUUAUUACUGGUUUCUUAUUGGCAACCAGAUCGAAAAAGGGGAGGAAUUAAUUUGUGGAGUCGGGUGGUGGUGAGAUCUGAUUUAGAUUGGUUGAUUAGCCCGGUUGGUAGCGGUAUUAGGCUAGCAGCAGCAGUCGGUGGUGGUGUGGUGGUGCAAGAGAGCAAGGCCCUGACCGACUGCCUCUUGCCUGCCUGCCGGCACUGCAUCUGCUGGAUCUCUGUUCGGGUGCGGGUGUGUGUGAAGCGCGGGCUCUAUAAAUACGACUCAGAUCUGGAGGCACCUCCUCCUCGUCCGCCCCAGUCUAAUCCGAUUCAAACCGCCCGUUCCUCGUGUCCGUGCCAAGCAAGCCGAGACCAAUCCCCAGAGCCAGCUGCUCGGUGCUCCACGCGAUGGCGCAGAAGGAGACCAAUGGCAGCAACGGCGAGCACAUCUCCACCCGCCCGCCGCCCACCCCCUCGCCCCUCCGCUUCUCCAAGUUCUUCCAGGCUAACCUGCGGAUCCUCGUCACCGGUGGGGCGGGCUUCAUCGGCUCGCACCUCGUAGACAAGCUCAUGGAGAACGAGAAGCACGAGGUCAUUGUUGCUGAUAACCUUUUCACUGGUUCAAAAGACAACCUGAAGAAGUGGAUCGGCCACCCAAGAUUUGAGUUCAUCCGUCAUGAUGUCACCCAGCCGCUUCUUGUGGAGGUUGACCAAAUCUACCACCUUGCUUGCCCUGCUUCACCAAUCUUCUACAAGCACAAUCCUGUUAAGACCAUCAAGACCAAUGUCAUUGGUACCCUCAACAUGCUGGGACUUGCAAAGAGAGUUGGAGCUAGGAUUUUGUUGACAUCCACCUCUGAAGUUUAUGGUGAUCCGCUUGAGCAUCCUCAAACCGAGGCAUACUGGGGCAAUGUUAACCCAAUUGGUGUCAGGAGCUGUUAUGAUGAGGGUAAGCGUGUAGCAGAGACGCUGAUGUUCGACUAUCACAGGCAGCAUGGCAUUGAAAUCCGAAUUGCCAGGAUUUUCAACACCUAUGGGCCUAGGAUGAACAUUGAUGAUGGCCGUGUUGUUAGCAACUUCAUUGCUCAGGCUGUGCGUGGUGAACCCCUGACUGUCCAGAGGCCCGGAACACAGACUAGGAGCUUCUGCUAUGUUGCCGAUAUGGUUGAUGGUCUUAUUAAGCUGAUGAAUGGAAACAACACUGGGCCGAUUAACUUGGGGAACCCAGGUGAAUUCACCAUGCUGGAACUUGCUGAGAAUGUGAAGGAGUUGAUCAACCCAGAUGUAACAGUGACGAUGACCGAGAACACUCCUGAUGAUCCCCGCCAGAGGAAGCCUGACAUCACAAAGGCAAAGGAAGUUCUGGGGUGGGAGCCCAAGAUCGUCCUGAAGGACGGCUUGGUGCUCAUGGAGGAUGAUUUCCGGGAGCGCCUGGCCGUGCCCAAGAAAACCAAGGCCUAAACUGCCCUGCGGUUGGCAAAGAAUAUCCACGGGGGAGCAUACUCAUAGUUGGGUUCGUCAUUAUUCGUGGUCACAUUUCAUUACGGAAUUUGAGUUCCAAUAAACGGAAUAUACCUUUGUCGUUCACCUUGAAGGAUUGUAUUAUUAGAAUUUUCAUACAGGGCUGGCAGUUUGAGUCUCUGCCUACGCAGAUCUUGUGGUACUUGUGUUUGUAGCCUUAUAUGUACUCCCUGAGUCGAUUAUAGCAAUGUUGAUGCCAUUUUGAGCUUUUUGGUC
Sorghum bicolor (sorghum) is the source of this 1907-nucleotide messenger RNA. RefSeq names its product UDP-glucuronic acid decarboxylase 6. The record is from RefSeq and is a predicted model, not a curated record. The transcript is spliced from 13 exons. Bases 579 to 1631 code for a protein of 350 amino acids. Gene Ontology annotation, cellular component: cytoplasm. Gene Ontology annotation, molecular function: NAD+ binding; UDP-glucuronate decarboxylase activity. Gene Ontology annotation, biological process: D-xylose metabolic process. NCBI's taxonomy places the organism in Eukaryota, Viridiplantae, Streptophyta, Magnoliopsida, Poales, Poaceae.